AUGCUUCGUCAUCCUCAUCGUACAACUAAAUACAGUGAAUCGAAUUUCACUGAUUGCUGCCAAACUCACAAUGCAUACGAGGUGUCCCUCAAUAAUGGUCAAGCGGUGGUCGUGUACACUGCGGCUUCUGGUCUUACGGAGAUCACAUUGGCUGAAAUUGUAGAUGACCUUGGUUUCCAGACUCGGCCCUUACCGAUUGAAUCCAUUGUGCCUAACUAUACGCCUGCUCAUCAAGGAACAUUGGUUCAUUCCCCACUGAUCAUCAAGAAUCCCCCUUCAGAUUGGUCGAAGGUUACGGCGGCCUUGCUUACCGUUCCUGGUGUUUUGAUCUCUCAUGGUGACACGGAGAAGAACGUUCUUAAUGUGUGGCAUAUUUCAUCUAUGGUUCCGUUAUCCGCUGUGUUGCGCAAAGUCGCGGAUUCGGGGCUGAUCGUAAUUCACGCAUCUAGUCACCCUCGGCAGACGCAUGCCAUGUCGGCUGUUCAGAUGAAUUUACCCCAUUUAUCUCAGGGAGGUGAUGUUCUGAGAUCGGUCAAUUUGCUCAUUGUGCAAGCUAAUUCAAACCCGUUUAACGUCAAUUGGACUGAGGUCAUUCGAGCGGCGUCGGAUCCACAUGCCACCAUAGAGAGUGUUGUGCUCGCGUCAGACAUUCCCUCAGGUCGUGCUGUUUUACAAGUCAUUCCCAGGCAAUUUACAAACCCGCGUUUAUCUGGUGUUGGCAACCAGUCUGAUCUCUCCAAAUUCUCGCGAAUUCUUGCUGAUCGUCUGACCACUUUAACUUUUCCUGCUGCUCGUAUAAGAUCGGUAUUACGAGACAAGAGCCCAGUAAACCUAUUGGAAGGUCAAUCGGAACAAAUGAUGUUAUUGAAUGAUGGGUUUGAUGCUUUCAAGACAUCCAAUCAGGUAAAUUUGAUUUAUGUCCUUUAA
Messenger RNA from Echinostoma caproni, 927 nucleotides. Lineage: Eukaryota; Metazoa; Platyhelminthes; Trematoda; Plagiorchiida; Echinostomatidae. The record is from the annotation of a GenBank genome assembly.